This is a messenger RNA of Aspergillus ochraceoroseus IBT 24754, 2433 nucleotides long. RefSeq names its product extracellular serine-threonine rich protein. NCBI's taxonomy places the organism in Eukaryota, Fungi, Ascomycota, Eurotiomycetes, Eurotiales, Aspergillaceae. The transcript is spliced from 3 exons. The record is from RefSeq and is a predicted model, not a curated record. Bases 1 to 2433 code for a protein of 810 amino acids.
AUGAAGGCCGUUUCGGUCUCUCUUCUUUCCCUCUUCGCCACGGCGCAGGCCACUGGUUCGUGGUGGGGAAGUGAUAAGUGCUAUUCGUCGCCCGACAACACCGACAACCAGUGUUCGGAGCACCAGCAGCACGGUUUCACCUGGGCCGAGCUCUCCAUCGGAUCUUUCUCUUCUUACGGCGGCCUGGACUUCUCCGGCUUCUCCUGCGAGUCUAGUUUUGGAAAGGGUCUCCGGGCCCGCACUUUCGACAAAUGCAUCACUGGAAAGCUCAGCAAGGAUUCCUCCUCAUCCCCAUCCAUCUCCUGUGGGUCUGAGAAAUCAGGAUUCUCUAUUGACAAGUUCCACCUUGCGACUUCGCAGGACACAGAUGUGCACAUCUCCUUUGGCAUGCCUGAUGGCUCUACCUGCAAAAAGGUCGCCUCCUGCUCUUCAGGUGGCUCUGAGAUCACCAAUGACCAGUGUGGUGGUGCCACCUCCGUGAGCUUCCAGCUGCCGCAUGAUAGUAAACACCAUGACUGCGACUUGGGUAUCUCCAGCAUUGGCUUCAACUGCGGAUCUGGAACGACAUACACCCCUCCUGCUACCACGCAGACUUCUACAUCUACCAUUGAGACCACCCCGGCAGUUCCAACUACUGCUCCUGAGGCCUCUACUACCGGUGUUUCUACUACUGAUGUCUCUACUACUGGUGUUUCUACUACUAGUGUUCCUGCUAUUGGUGUUUCCACCACUGCAGUGUCAACUCCCACUGGGUCGAGCCCUGUCACUUCCACACCUGUGGUUCCAUCUGUCUCUUCAGUGACUUCUCCUCCUGACAGUUCCAUUCACAUUACUAUGACCACCUCCACUGUGUAUACUACCAGUGAGAUCACCAUCACCAAGUGCGCACCCACGGUCACCAACUGCCCUGCGGACUCGACAACCGUGGUUACUUCCACCAUCUUCGCGUCCACCACUGUGUGCCCAGUAACUUCCACUGCUACUUCGACCCCAAGCAGCCCUGGCGGCGAAACCUCUGAAGUCACAUCUCCUGCUGAGAGCACCACCACUUCUGUUCCUACCGGCGGUGUCCCCACUGGUACUGACACUGUUUCCGUUCCCUCCACUGUUUCUGCUGGCUCUUCUUCUGUUCCUACCGGCGGUGUCUCCACUGGCACUGACACUGUUUCCGUUCCCUCCACUGUUUCUGCUGGCUCUUCUUCUGUUCCUACCGGCGGCGUUCCCACUGGUACUGACACUGCUUCCGUUCCCUCCACUGUUUCUGCCGGCUCUUCUUCCAUUCCUUCCACCGUCACCGCUGGCUCUUCUUCUGUGCCCCCAGAGGACGUGACCACGACUGUCGUUACUUGGGAGACCGUGACUACUUGCCCCGUGACAGAAACCUCAACUUCCAGCGGAUCCGUGGUUACCAACACCUACAGCACCACCUCGACCGUUACACUCACUAGUACCUCGACCAUCUGCACCCGAUGCACUGCCUCUGCGACUCCAGCCCUGACCUCCAGCGGCCCAACCUCUGUUGCUCCUGUUACUACUCCUGCUGCGGAGGAGACUACCACUAUCGUGACCUGGGAGACUGUUACUACCUGCCCAGUGACUACCACGAUCACCAGCGGCACCCACACGCUCACAUCCACCUACACCACUGUUUCGACGGUUACUCAGACUUCCACCAUGGCGGUGCCUUCCUCCACAUCUCCUGAGGAGACAACAUCUUCCACUGCUGUGACGCCAGUCUCUACGAACUCGUGCCCCGAUAUUGUCCCCAAAUGUAUCAACACUUGGCUCACCCUCCUCCCCCACUGCGACUCGAACAGUGAUAUUUCCUGCUUCUGUCCUUCCUCAGAGUUUACCGACAAGGUCAUCUCUUGUAUUCAAGCUUGGGGAGCCUCUACAUCAGAAGUCCAGGCCGCUCUUUCUUACAUGACCGGUAUUUGCGCUGCCUACGUUCCCCAGAACCCAGCCAUCGUCACCAACAUUCCUACUACCAUCACCCUCGUCCCAGCUCCCACUGCCACCGCGACGGGCACUACCACCGGGACGGGCGCUGCCACGCCCUCCGGUGCCUCUCCUGUCGAGACUGGCGAGACCACCAGUGCCCCCUGUGCCACCACCAUUACCUACUCCACCUACACUGUGACCGUACCCCAAGUCUCCUUCUCUACCGCCACAAACACGGGCGUCAGUGCAGGCUCCACCUCCAAGAUCGAGCUCGUCCCCCAGCCUACCGCGGCCACUACCACCACCGCUUCUACGGAGAUCCCUAACCCCUGGACUAAGCCUACGACUCUGUCCACCGGCGCCUAUGGCCCAUCAGCAACAUCGACUCCUUCCCCAUCCAGCACCCCCUUCACUGGCUCUGCGUCUUCCGUCUCCAUGAAGUCCAUUAGCUGGUUGGCGGCACUGGCUCUGCCCCUGCUUGGGCUCUACUAG